CGGUUCUCUUACUAGUACGAGGAAUGCUUUUCGAUGGUUAUAAUCCGACAUCAACAGGCGACCUUGAGAUCAAGCGACACACCACAUCGACGAUUUCUCUCGUACCACGCGGCGUCACUUCUAAUACCAGAAUGUCCUUAUAGAUUCACAAAGUUGAGUAGCGACAUGGCAUUUUUCCCCUCUGAUCUCCAUAGUCAAGCCGUAUAAAAUGAAAAUCCACUCUAGCCGUAGCCUCGCAAAACAACAAAAAGACGACGAAGCGACCACACAGUGUAAUUGAGUUUUUCGUCAGUAAAAAUUGAGAGGUGUACUAGGCCCCUCUGCUAGUACUUACGUGCAAACGAUAAAUCUGCGAAGAAAUUAUAACCCCAAGUAUUGUCGGUAUGGCAGCCCGCGAGCAGCAGCAGCAGCCGGGGGGCACCCCGGCCCCGAACGACGAGGUCCUCCCAAGCGGUUGGGCGCGGGCGUUGAGCGCGGACGGGAAGCCGUACUACUACAACCGCGUGACCAUGCAGACGCAGUGGGUGAAGCCGGUGAUUGUGUGGAAGGAGUACACCGUGACGGAGGGCGCGAGCGCAGGGAAGAAAUACUACUACAACACGGAAACCAAGAAAACGCAGUGGGAGUGCCCGUUGGAUCUAUUACCGAGUACCACUGCAGCAGCAGCAGCGGCGGCGGGUUCCAGCAGCGGUACCACUACUGCUGGGGCGUCGACGUCCGGUAUGCCAGGGGCGGCCAAGGUGGAGCACACGUCGAUUACGGAGAGCCGCGGACAACAGCAGCAGGCAAACGCCGACAAGUUCCUAUCCGCGGAGGAGUUGCGGACGAAGUACCCGACGCCGGAGGACCGGCGCGCCCAGUUUGUCACUUGCGUGGAGCAAUACCUGGACCAGGUGUACAAGGACACCGGAAAAUUCAACAAACUCCGGUGGGAGGACGUCGCGAAAAAGCUGGAUGCCAACGACAACCGGUUCCAGCUGAUCGAGUCCGGUGGGGACCGGAAGCAAAUAUUCCACGAGGUGUUGCAGAGAAAAGAGGUGUCCAAGCGCGACGAGAUCCGGAAGGCCAAGCACCACGCGCGCCACGACCUCUUGGAGGUGCUGCGGUCGCGGUGGCCGGGGAAGAAACGGGGCGCGCGGUUCCGCGACGCCUACGAAUUCUGCAGCCAGUUCGACUGUUGGAAGACGCUGCUGGUACAACUUAAAUACUUACGCUUUUUUGUCGGAUAAUUCAUAUAUGCAUUUUUGGAACACAAAAAAGGUCCUUGUUGACUUUUAGAAUCACAAGCACAACGAAGCUGUAAACUGUUCUGAGCUUGAUUCACUAUCACUGACUUCACUUCACGUUGUUGCCAAAAAAGGAAAAACUUCCUGCUCUCGAAACCCCUCUCAGGACGACAACGAGCGCGACGAGGUUUUCCAGGAGUUCCAGGACGCGUAUGAUAAGGAGGACCGCGAGGAGCGGAAGAAGCAGAAGAUGGAGAAGAUCGGCGAGUUCGCCCACAUGCUGGCGGAGAACCCCGACAUUCUGCGGUCGAAGAUCACGUAUCAAAUGCAAAAAUGUCCGGGUCUGGAAGAUUGCGAGAUUUGUCAUGCUUGUCUGGCAUGACUGAAAAGUCUGUGAUGCGUGUCCAAGAAGAGACCCUUUUUCUUGUCAUGCAAAAACGCAGCUUGUCAUGCAGAAAGCGCAACACUGUAGCCCCGAAAAUAUUUCUCAUGCUUGCCUGUGCAUUACAGAGCGCUCACUAUUCCCAACGCAGCAUUACAAGUUUCCUUACCCAGACAUAUUUGCAGUUGAUAUCACGUGGAGGGAAGUGGAGAAGAUGUACGAGAAGGACCCGGUGUUCCAGUGGCUCCACCGGGCGGAUGCGUUAGCCGCGUUCGAAAAGUACCUGAAGGAGGUCAGCGCGAAAAUGCUCGCGGACGCGAAACGCAUGAAGUUCCGGCGGGAGCGCGACGCGCGGGUGCGGUUCCGAAAGUGGCUCCGAGACCGGACCUGCGAGAGCACGGAAGACUUUAAGCAAAUGGAGCAACAUCUGGACAAGGAGGACAAGGCGCGGGAGGAGUCGCGCAAUAAAAGCCGGAAGGGCCGCGACCGCUCCAGCUCGCGCACGAGAAAUAAUAACCGCGAUGACGGGGGUGGGGAAAAGGAAUACCUCCGCGCGCCAACGCCGGACACUCGGUUGAUUUGCGUGGACACCACGUGGGCUGAACUCAUAAACUGGUAUAGAAUUUUAUGAAAUAAUUUUUUUUUGUUCAAUCUUCUGACUGGCCACCUGUAUCUUGUGUAUCUCCGAGUGUAGUUUCUGUGAAUGCCUGUGUAGAAGGGUUCCUGCUUGUGCCCACCGCAGUACCGUUCCCGCUUCGUGAAGAUGAAAAAUAGCAGGCUGUGAUGUACUUGAUGGCUAGCCCUGGCAUCAUACUCUCCACGACAGGUACAACCUCACUGAGUUGCAGGAAUACAAGGACAUUCUGGGCGCCACUGGCAGCGGGCCGACUGCGAUUUACAACGUCCACGUCGAUGGUACGGACUGGUUUUUUGUCGUUCUCUUCGUAGUUUUUCACAAGUUGGGUACUACAUCACAAGUUGGUCUCAACAUUGUUCUGCUUGUUGCGACGUAUAUGCGUACGUAUCCUAUAGCUGUAGUUGACAUUGGAUGGACUGAGUUCGCGAAGACCGUGCUUUGGCAAAAUUCAACAUGAGGAAGCUGCAACAAUCAAGAAGUAGAUGAAAGCGUUUUCAAAAUAAUCCACCACGACCUCCACACACAGAUCUGCUGGACAGUUUGAACGAAGACCGGCAGAAACUCCAGGAGAUGAUGGACCAGGAAAAGGAGAAAUCGCGUGGCUUCGUGCUAACAAAAGAUACCACGCUGGAGGAGUUUCGUGAUUUUAUCCGAAGGCGCCGGAAGAUGAACUCGGUGCAUAUCCGUAUCUUGUACAACGAGUGCGUCAAGGCGGUCGAAGAAGAAAAGAUCAGAAACGACAAGGCCGAAAAGAAAAGCCGACAAAAACUGGUACUAUACGAACUUUUUUGCUUUUAUUUGUUUCAGACGGAACCGGAAGUGAGAACUUGAACUAGAGACACCUCGUCCUGGCAGCACUCUAAUAUUGUGUUCACCUGGUGGAACAAGUUCUUCAAGUGGAAGAAACUUUUUGUCCAGAUCACCCGGGCCACUUAGAAAAUGGGAAAAGAAUAAAAAUCUUGCAGAAGCGCAAUCCCUCCGCAGGCUUCAAAACUGCCACCCAGGUGGGGGCGGUGAAAAUGUGCAGAUCGCCCGGGCCACUUGAAAACCAGAAAAAAGUGAAAAAUUGCGCAAAACCGCAGUCCCUCCCCAGGCUCCAAAACUGCCAGUCAGCUGCGGGCGGUGAAAAUGUCCAGAGCCCUUCGGCCACCUAGAAACUUGAAAAAAAAGGGGAAAUGACCGAAAAUCGAGAACCCUCGGCAGGCUUGCAAACUGGCCGCCAAGGGCGGUCCGGCGGGCGCGCGCUUGCGCCAUACCAUCACGAUUGGGAAAAAAAAGUCGGACUAGAAGCGGGCGGAGGCAUGUCCCAAAAUCCGCAUUUGGUCUGGGUUGUGGGCACAAAUUCGGCACCUCCGCCGCGUCUGAAGUGCCCGACUUUGGUUGCCCGGAAGGGUUUCCGGAUUUUCGGCUUUCCACAUACCUUCCGGCCCAGGUGGCCAGUUUGUCAUGCAGGGGGCUAGAAAGGAUUCCCCGCUGCGAAAUAGCAGACCGGAUUUCGCCUUCAAUGCUUAUCGCAGGAGCCUGCGGGCCGCCGCGGGCGACAGUAGUUGUCCGCGGCCCUUUGCGAUAAGCUUUGAAUGCGAAUCCGGAGGCCCCCGAUGACCCGCGAUAGAUGGCGAGACUUACUUUCAACCUAUGCGCACUAAAACUAGCGGCGUCGACUGACAUCCCACCCGGCCGCGGCCAUGUUCUGGAAGCGACACAUGUGGACCCUAGUCUACGUGUUGACUCUAAUUAAAGAAGGCUCAAGAAGAAGAAGUGGGAUUCUAAUUAAAAGAAAUGGUGGUGGCAGCCGCGCGGCGAAAGCGCGGCCCGCGGUUUGGCUUUCGCGCUGGUUAGAUUUUCGCGCACGCAUUUGGUUACCAAUAUCGCCCUCCGGGCGCGAUCUUCAUAUUGUGUUCACCUGGUGGAACAAGUUCUUCAAGUGGAAGAAACAAGAGCUCAAGCGGGAAAAAGAAUUUAACAACCACUCGACAAAAAUAUAAAAUAAACCGCAAAAGGUGCAAUUCCUCGCUGAGAACAAGAACGUGGGGCCGGAACUGGCUUACAAGGACGCCGACAAGAUGUUCAAGAACGAGAAGCUGUGGAACGCCGUGGCUCCGACGGCCCGCCAAGCCAUGUUUUACACCUUCAUCGAGCAAAUUUCGAAAAUGAACGACGAAGACGAGGCGUACAAGAGCGGCAGUGCACACAGCGGCGACAGCGACUUUUCGCCCGACGAUAAAAAAACUACUCGUCGUCGAGAUAUCAAAGACCGGGGCGACAACAAUAGGCGCGGUGACCACCGUCCUGCUCGCGGGAACAACAACAAGAAGCAGCCGGCACGCGGUCGCCGUAACGACAGCCGCGACGAUAGUUCAUCAGAUAGGGAUAACAAUCCUCGCGGAAGAAGGGCUUCACGAAAGAAGAACAACGCAGGAACUACUACUACCGGCGGCAAAAAUCGGCGCAACGAGCGCCGGGGGCGUGGAAGAAGUGAGGAGGAGGAGGAGAGUGGCGACAGCUAUGAACUCUCCGCCGAAGAGGACUCCGACGAGGAGCCAGAAGAUCAUAAGCGCAGUAAGGCGGGACGCAAAUCCACUGGUGCGAAGCGAAAGCGAGCUGAGAGCACUGGGGAUGAUGAGGACGGUGCUGACGAGGCGGCGCCAACCCCGAAACGCCCCAAGAAGAAGGACAAAUUACAGAAAGACGACAAUAAACAAGCGGGAGGUGAUAGGAGUACUGCUGCGGCUAAAGCAACGACGUCCAAAGACGACAAAGACGGUGGGGACAAAGGAAGGAGGAAGAGCGCCGAUGGGGAGAAAGCUAAGGCCGUUUCAACCCGCGACGAAAAGAGGCCGAAGAAAAAAGCCGACAAAAAUAUGGUCGACAGCGGUGAGGAAAGCGAAGAGCAAGAAAAGCGGCAGAAAAAGAAGAAAGACGAAGACGACGAUGACCGUGCGGAGAAAAAGGAGAAGAAGAAAAAGAAGGACAAGAGAAAGGAGUGACGUUCUUGUUUAAAACUGGUCAGUCGCUGACGCUGGCGAUGCUGCUACAGCGGAAGUCUUAAGAACCCAUCACUUUAAGUAGUGGAUUGUCCCCCAACUCAAGAAACUCAAAUGUUUUUACACUUAAAGAAAAGUAGAAAUGGAAAUCCAAAAAAGAAAUCCAAAGACUACACUCAGCGACUUCGUUUAAUAUUUUCACCAAGGCCAAGGCGGAGCACAGAGGCAUGUGGUUCAAAUGCGGUUCUACAGCAGAGAUGUGUGCUCGGUCGUUCGCAUAUUGAGUUGCACGUCUACAACUUGGCGUCUGUAUUGCAGCGCGGAAAGUCGCGACGCAGCAUAAAUUUCUGAACCGGUAGUACGAAGCGACAGAACAACUUUGGCUUUCGGAGCCGAGGCGAUUAAACACACAAAACAU
Amoebophrya sp. A120 is the source of this 5647-nucleotide messenger RNA. NCBI's taxonomy places the organism in Eukaryota, Dinophyceae, Syndiniales, Amoebophryaceae. The record is from the annotation of a GenBank genome assembly.